UAUAACUUUAGUUGUGUGAAGAUCUGUAUGUAUAAAACACGUGUUUGUUUUUGCAUCUUGUGUUAUUAAAGAAAUUCUCAUGUAACAAGAUUUAUUGAUAGUCUAAGAAAAAUAAUCACAAUGCCUCCAUCUCCACUAUGUUCCACAAAAUGUGGAAGAAAUGCUAUUUUGAAGAGGCCAAAAACUGGCGAUACAUUAUGUAAAGAAUGUUUUUUCUUGGCAUUUGAGACCGAGAUUCACGAUACUAUUAUCAAUGGUAAAUUAUUCAAAUCUGGUGAUAAGGUUGCCAUUGGAGCAUCAGGUGGAAAGGAUUCCACUGUACUAGCAUAUGUUUUAAAAACUUUGAAUGAAAGAUAUAAGUAUGGAUUGGACCUGUUUCUUUUAUCCAUUGAUGAAGGAAUUACUGGCUACAGAGAUGAUAGCUUAAAAACUGUGACACAAAAUAAAGAUGAUUAUGGUAUUCCUCUUAAAAUCUUAUCAUACAAGGAAUUAUAUGGAUGGACAAUGGAUUCUAUAGUUACAGAGAUCGGCCGUAAGAAUAAUUGCACAUUUUGUGGUGUUUUCCGAAGACAGGCAUUGGACAGAGGGGCUGCAAUUUUAAAGGUAGAUUGCAUCGCAACAGGUCAUAAUGCAGAUGAUAUAGCUGAAACAGUACUAAUGAAUAUCUUGAGGGGUGAUAUUGCUCGACUGCAGAGAUGUACAUCUGUAAUCACUACUGGUGCAGAUUCUAUCAUGCGGUGUAAACCUCUGAAAUAUGCAUAUGAAAAAGAGAUUGUUAUGUAUGCAUAUUUUAAAAAUCUAGUAUACUUCUCUACAGAAUGUAUAUAUGCUCCAAAUGCUUAUAGAGGUCAUGCAAGAGCCUUUCUGAAGGAUUUAGAGAAAAUAAGACCAUCAUCUAUCAUAGACAUAAUAUAUUCAGGUGAGCAGUUACAAGUGAAAGAUAAUGUAAAAAUGCCAGAGAGAAGAAAUUGUACUCUAUGUGGAUUUGUCUCAAGUCAAGAAAUAUGUAAAGCAUGUAUUUUGUUGGAAGGUUUGAAUAGAGGACUGCCGAAACUCGGUAUUGGUAAAUCUAACAAAGCCAAAAAGAUAAUGAACUUACAUGUGGAUAAAAAAAACAAACUGCAAAAUAUAGAACUUUAAGAUUCUUAUGUAAUUAAAUGUGUAACUGUCUAAAUAUAUAACAUGUGCACUUCAAAUAUUUUUACA
Messenger RNA from Cyphomyrmex costatus, 1206 nucleotides. RefSeq names its product Cytosolic thiouridylase subunit 1 (gene Ctu1). The record is from RefSeq and is a predicted model, not a curated record. Gene Ontology annotation, molecular function: tRNA binding. The transcript is spliced from 6 exons. The coding region runs from base 121 to 1140 and encodes 339 amino acids. Gene Ontology annotation, biological process: tRNA wobble position uridine thiolation. Gene Ontology annotation, cellular component: cytosolic tRNA wobble base thiouridylase complex; mitochondrion. Lineage: Eukaryota; Metazoa; Arthropoda; Insecta; Hymenoptera; Formicidae.